UCCUUAGUCCUGACUAAAAUAUUUUUCUUUUUUGACAAAAAAAUAUUCAUAUUUCAUUGGAUAACAAUAUAUCGAGAAAGUAGACUUUCAAACAUUGAAUAAAUUAAUAUUCUGACUGAAAUCUGCAUUUUCGCAGUCAAGAUUCGUAAUAAACAGUAAACAGUAACAUUAAUUAUGAAAAAAUAAACAUUCCUAUUUGUGCAAAGGAAAGCGCAAUUCCCAAUUUUAUUUUAAAGGAAACGCUAUUUUACUUAGCCAAAAUAUUUAUUUGUGAAGUGUAAACUCGAAGACUGUUUGUGAAAGGGCGUUGGGAAGUGGGUCAGCGGUGAACGCCGUAAACAAAGUGCACCGGAGACGUAGUAUGUUCUAGAUUUUCUUGCGCUGCGAUAAUGGGUUCGUUUGGCGGUCAACAGUGAGAAUGGAGAGACUGUCGCAGGAUUUAAACCUGGCUUUAGAGGAGAGCAAUUGUGGACGGCAGGAGCGCCGCAAGAUAGGGCUCCGUCGCAGGACUCGCUCCGCCGGCAAUCUGCCAGCAGCAGUCACCGUGAGUCUGGUAGAAGAUGGUAGCUCCAGCAGUCCACCUCAGGCACCGCUCAUCACACAACCACUGUCUGACUCCGAUGAUCCUCAUGUCAGCCAUCACAAGUCGUCCAGCCUUAAGUCAAGGCAUUACUGCCACAUUGGCAACUUUGAGUCGGACUCGUUCAAUGAAAAUUUUUCACCUACAAGGCCAGCUAAUGCAAGACGGAAAAGGAAAUAUAAAAAAAUGCCAGUGGAUUAUACAGAUGGGAAACGGUCCCCGCCUAUCGAGAUAUUAAGUGUUACCACAGAGCCAAAUGCAUUGCCAGCAACAAUAAUGCUACAGAGUCAAAUGCUGUCCCCAGCUAUGCAUGUAAAUAAGCAAAAAACACUACUUAAACCAGAAAGAAAUACAUUCUGCGGCAAAAGGAAAUGGUCACACAGAGAUAAAGAUGUAUGUGAAAUGAGAGAGCGGUCACUAAGCGGUGGAUGUUCUUCAAAGUCAACUUUUUUUAAAAACACAGAAUUUAAGUAUAAGAAAUAUGACACUGAGAAGAUUAAUAAAGAUUCAGUGUUGCAACCAGGAAAAAUAGUACUUAAAUCGCAGAAUGCUGAAGGUACAAAAUCAACAUUUGGCAAUACAUCCUCAUUACCGGGCAGUUCCAGUUUUAACUUUGUUUACAAGAAUCCUUCAAAGAAUGGUACUCCAGUACUGUCGAAAAUGACUGGUUACAAAAUAACAACAAAUUUGCCUCCGUUUUUUAGUACUUCUACCGGUAUACUAUCGGGCUUCGAUCCUAAAUACCACAGGAAGAUCAAAAUGUUAAAUAAAUCCCAUCCACCACAUUUAUUAAGAAACUUUCAUCAAUUUGAUGACUCAAUCAACAGCAUGGAUGCGGGUAAUGAGUCUAGUUCAUUGAGUAGUAGUGAUUCAGAGGGCCUCGUGACUAAUGACAGUGAUAGGGAAGGCGAUGACGAAUUAACGGAUUGGCCUGGAAUCGAAGAACUUAAAGUGUUCAACAAGAGCUUAACAUUCAAAACGUCCAAAACUUCAGUGAACACCACUUCCCCAAAGACGGUCAGCAACAUGCCUCCACCAAAGAGGUUAAAGAAGGAGAAGUUACUCGUCAAAAGUGGUUGGGCUAGUUGCAAAAAUAGAUUCAAAAAGAAAAGAGCGAAAGUAGAUUCCGGUAAUGAUGAUGAUGCUAUGAUGUCCGAUUCUAAAACUAUCAUAGAUAUGGGGGAGGAGUCUACGUCCAAAGAAAGCAGAGAUAUUCUACAGCCACAUUCGUCUUUUUCCAGCUUUAGUGACAUAAAAAACGCUGGUCUGACGGGACAGAAUGCAAACGAGUCGUUUUUUCAAUCAUUUCAGGCUUUCCAAGAGAAAACUGCUCAACAAGAGGAGAUCAAUCAGGCGCCGCGCACUAAUUUCACGCUACAGAAAACGUCAUCAAGUGACUUGAACUUGAGUGAGAAAUCGCCACAAAGCGAUCACUACUACAGCGAACAUUCUAUGGGAAAUGCUGUGGUGACGGAAGUAAGAGAAAUAAGAGCCGGUUGUCGCAGAAUUCGUGAGGAAAGGCCUGGUUUUCUUAUCCUUAGUGCUGCUAAUGAACAGCUCUCAAAGUUCCUACAAGAUUCUUGCCAAACUGAGUUGAAAUUGUCGAGUUUUAAUGACCCUGAAGAGAGGGAGAAGUUGGAGUCGUUAGCUAAACUGUACUCCUUGGAGCUCCAGGUCGAGAUGGGCAGGCCUAUACUGAGGAAGACAAGUAACACGAUGCAAGCCAUCCGAGUAGAACAUUCAUACCACACUUUCCCUUCGGAUCACAAAAGGCGUUGCUAUGGCGACGAGACAGAUACCAGCCUCAGUCUUAGUGAUCAGAACUCGGUCCAUUCCAUUAACGAUCUAGACGAAUCUCAGGAUGUACCACACAAAGAGUGUGAUAUGACUUCGCAAGAGUUAGUCGAUACGUUUUCGCACACACUUGUCGAUAAAUCUCUAUUGCAUCCGGGUGAUAUCGACUGAAUACAGUAGGGAUGGGCGUGAAUAAAGUUGAAUUUACAAGUCGAUUUUUCGGAUCUCAUAUCCGAGGGUCGAAGCUAGUGCAGGAGUUUUAAAUUAUAUCAGCAUAUCUACUUUUAUAAAGGUAAGCGAUCAUUCGCUUAUUUGUAAUUAAGACAUUUUAAAUACCUUCUCGGAUUUGAAACGCCAUUUCAAUUGGUGAGAUACAACUAUAUUUAAACCAUCAAUGUUUGAUUAAAAGCCUUUUAACAGUUGUUUGGUACAUGCAUUCACAAUACAGUUCGAUCGUCUGUCUCGACGUUUCGAGCAUUAUGAAAUUGUAUGGAAUUAUAUUGAAAAUGAUUUUCUAGAAUAAAACAUGUGCAUGACACAUUGUAAAUAUUAAAAUAAAACUAUCAUGCGGAUUUUAUCGCGGGUUUUAUACUAUAAUUUGUUCCCGUUUCGAAGACUGCAGCCUUCGUGGUCACGGACAUGUAAAUAGUUAUUUGGAACAUAACUAUAAAAAAUCUAAAGAUCUUCCUAUAAGAGCUUCGAUGACGUAAUGAGCUGGUAUUGUCUGAUUCAUUGUAAUUGUAACGCAUUAAGCGGGCAAAGAUAACAAUUGAUGUUUUUAUGAUUUUGUAAUAGCCUAUGUUAUGUGGAAAGUAUGAUGAUGGUAUCUGAUGAAUUAAAUCGUUUAAGGUGUUUCUCGAUGUAAGUUCAUUCCUUUUGAAUUUAGUGAAAUGGCUUUAAUUUGUAAUUUUUGACUGUUUUAUGUCUAUAGGAAUAUUUCUUCGUUUAUGGACUUUGUGGUAUGCAAAAUUUGCAUUCUUAUGUGUGUUGUGAGACAGUUCAAAUUGACUAAUUUAAUGUAAAUCUUGGGUAAUGCACUAUAGGAAUAAUUAUAUCUUAAUGAAGUAAUACAUAGGAUCAUUGUUGUGGAUUUUCAUUUCAUCCAACAUAGAAUAAAUACAUAAAACUUUACUAAUCGACUUUAAUGUCUGUAUGUCUAACUAAUAUUUUAACUUAUCAUUUUGAGUAACAUUUAAUGUUAACAUUGGCAAGAAAACUUGCAGAAUUUGACUUUCUCAAGCUAUUUUUGCCACAUAAAUAACUAUAAGCUUGCAAUACUUGUGAUGCAUAUACAACUAUUAAUAUAAUAUAUUGUCGUUGGUAAAAAUGUUUCUGAAAUUUCUUACGUAAUAUAUUGCUGCAAGUACUUGCAAGUUUAAACUUGGCUUUAGAGGAAGCAAGACAAAACACUGGUUGGAUAAUAUGAUAAUCGUUUAAAGUGUUUAUUAAGGCGGUUAUUAUAAAUUAAUGUGUAAAGUUUAUAUACAGGUCGAUGUUUAAAUUAUAGAGGAAUAAGUCAUGACAAAAUUUUAAUUGAGUUCUCUAUGUAUAAAAAAAAUAUAUUUUUUUUUACAUUUUAAAAUUAAAUGAUAAUUUCAAUAAAAAUAUUACUUAAAUUUCAGGCCAUAUAAUAUUAUUUUUAAUUAAGGCUAAGUGAAUAACACAAUGCGUGUAAAAAUGACAUUGUAACGCCAUUCGAGGUUGACAACUAUUCAAUUGUGGUUUCUGAACAAAUAAUUCCAUGAAAAUAAUGGUAAGAAUUUAAGAUUUUAAUAUCCUAAGAUAUUUCUUAAUGAGUAUCUAUUCUUUGGAGUGGCAAAAAUUGUAAUUAAACCUUUUGAGGGAGAAUUAUUGUCAGCAUUGGCUUUUUUAAAAGACGGAAUUCGAUCAUUCACAUUACCGAAAUAUAAUGGUCUUUGCUUAUAACUCAUGAUUCUUUCAAAUAUUAAGUGACGUAAACUAGUUAGUUGCUGUUUUAGUAGUUAAUUAUUUGUGAAUCAUUAAUGAACAUAAUUGUUAUGUUUUGCUGUAAUCAUUCUUGCCAUUCUCUCAUACUUAAAUUGAUAUUUUUGUAAUGAAAUAUUUAUUUGUAACUGACAUAUCUAUGUGAGUGCGGCAUAAACUUAAAAGUAUACAUUCAAUUUGUAAGUCAAAUUAUUGGAAAUGUAGAGGCUUUUUGAUGUUGUAAUUGUUAUUUGUCGCGGCCCGCUGGCACGGGUUGUAAUACUUUGUAGUAAUUAUUAACUCUGGUAAAAUGUAAAUAAACUAAUUCGAUAAAGAUAAUAAAAAGACGCAUAAAACAUGUAGGUAUUUGGGUGUUAUUGUUUCGGUUGAAUGUAUUUUUGUAUGUGUGUGAAUUGUCUUGAGAGUUUGGCAUUUUGAAAUUUUGCCACAAUCGUUACACAAACAGACGAAUAAAAAUAUUUUUGUAAUUGCAUGCAAUGGAUUAAACAGAGACAUAUGUAUUUUCUUUUCUCUCUUGUUAUGAGUUUCAACUUUCAUCAUAUUAUAUAAAUCUCAGUGGCGUAACGUGGGUCAUUGCCGAUCCUGGUAGAUACAAAACUUGCCGCCCAUAUGCGUCGAAAGCAAAAAAGAAAAAAUACCCGUUUCAACAAAUCAAAAAACACUCCGCCCCUCUGGCUCCUAGUGCAUGUGUCUAAAUAUUUUUUUAAGAAAAUCACCCGCUUCAACAAAUCGAUAAAAAUUCCCUGCCUCCUUGGCUCCUAGUGCAUAUGUCAAAAUAUUUUUUUAAAGGUUUUAUUUUAAACGGUUAGCCGCCCGCCUGUAAUUACCGGCCGGAGAGGCUACAACCUCCCCUCCCUUUCGUCUCCCCAACUUUUUAAAGGUUUUAUUUUAGACAGUCAGCCACUUGCCUAGAAGUGCCACCCGAGACGGAACGAACCAAUCAAUACGGCAUUUACUAACAGCGUUAAAUUUUUCUGCCCGUCACACUGCCAUAUUGUGAUUUUGUCUUUAUAAAACGAUAAACUGACCAAGUGAACGAUAGUUAAGACUUUUCGUAAUUUCCUUUGGCCGAUGUUUCUGUGAGGAUUUAAUGUAAACAAUGGAUUAACCUAACAAUGUAUUUUAUGUAAAUAACAAUAGUUCUUUUUUAUUUUAGUUGUGUUGGAAAUAUUUACAACUUUAUGUUCAAUAAAUAUAAAGUAUGGCCGCUAUUUUCUACCUAAAUGUAGUUGGAGCUUAAAAUCCCUACAUUCUAGAUAUUUAUUAUUAUCACUUUCAGAUUUCAAGCAAUAACAAUGCAACGGGCUUUGCUUGCUAGCAAUUAGUUACAAUUGUAUGAAAUAAGUAUUAAUAUUAGAUCAAUAUUCUAAUACAACUAAAAUAUUUAAAAACUAAAUAUGUUGUAAAGCAUUUGCGUCGGUAGAUGGCGUUGGUCGCGCUAUUGAUUUCAUUGAAGACUAUUUUAGUUUGUUAUUAAGUUUUAACAAAACUUAUACAUUGGUUUACACUAACUCUAUACAGUUAUUUGUAGUUAAUGUACACGAAUCAAUGUCAUGUUCGGGAUGGUUUUGUAUUAUGAAAUACAAGAAAUUAUAUCUUUUGAAA
This is a messenger RNA of Manduca sexta (tobacco hornworm), 5944 nucleotides long. RefSeq lists its product as uncharacterized. The record is from RefSeq and is a predicted model, not a curated record. The coding region runs from base 419 to 2545 and encodes 708 amino acids. Lineage: Eukaryota; Metazoa; Arthropoda; Insecta; Lepidoptera; Sphingidae. The transcript is spliced from 5 exons.